AUGGAAUUCGACGAAAACUCUGACAGAUUUCGAGUUUGCGGUGGAAUUCAUAUCAAAUAUGUUGCCUCAUUUUGUGCUGUUUUCGGAAUUUGUGCCACUUUAGGAGUAUUUUGUUUCGGUUUAUACAUAUUUCCAUGGUAUCUAUACGAAGAUUCAGUUAAUACAACUGCUAAAAUCGCAUUUUGCUGCUUCCUGAUCGGUGGUUGUAGUUCACAUGGUCUCAUUCUCUACUCUUUGUACUCAACUAGACUACAAACCCAAUGGUUGAUGCCUGCUUUUGCAUAUCAUUUGUUCAUCGCCGUUCUGAAUGCCAUAACAAGUCUAAUUGCAGUAGGAGAGUUGUUUUCAGAGGGUAACAUUUCUCAUCGAGACUCUGUAAUGGCGAAGAUUGUGCUCGUUGUUUGUCCAACGAUUUUUGUAAUUCAAAUGAUCGGAUUUUAUGUAAUUAUCAAGUGUCGAACAUAUAUUCAAUGCAAGAGACGACAUGUUAGGAAUGGAGAACCACCGAGAAUUCGAGAAGUAACAAUGAUGACGAAUAAAGUAUCAAUCAUGGAACUCUCGUUUGAUCAGUUUAACGAAACGAUGUAUUCACCUGCCUAA
Caenorhabditis remanei is the source of this 600-nucleotide messenger RNA. RefSeq lists its product as uncharacterized. Lineage: Eukaryota; Metazoa; Nematoda; Chromadorea; Rhabditida; Rhabditidae. The transcript is spliced from 6 exons. The record is from RefSeq and is a predicted model, not a curated record. Bases 1 to 600 code for a protein of 199 amino acids.